Molecule: messenger RNA, 9426 nt
Organism: Zalophus californianus (California sea lion)
Lineage: Eukaryota; Metazoa; Chordata; Mammalia; Carnivora; Otariidae
Gene: PAN3
Product: poly(A) specific ribonuclease subunit PAN3
Exons: 19
Coding region: 3413-6628 (1071 amino acids)
Biological process (GO): protein phosphorylation; nuclear-transcribed mRNA poly(A) tail shortening; mRNA processing
Cellular component (GO): P-body; PAN complex
Molecular function (GO): protein kinase activity; metal ion binding; ATP binding
Source: RefSeq, a predicted model, not a curated record
ACUAACUCCUUAGAAUUAAAAGGUUAAGAUUAAAUUACAUUAACUUUUUAAUGCUUAUUUUUCUAUUAUAGAAAUAAUAUAUAUUCAUGAAACAAAUUUGGGAAGAAGAGGAAAGAUGGGAAAAAACUACUCCCUCAUUUUACCACCUUAGUAAAACCAUUGUUGAUGUUUUGAGACAGUUACUUUAUUGUGAUUUCUAUUAGGUUUUUUAUUGUUUACAUCAUUAUAAUAACACAGCAUAUAUAAUUUUGUAUCAUGUAUUUACAUUGUAUUGUAAGCACUACUGUACAUCAUCAUGGCUGCCUUUUUUAAUGGCUGCAUAAUAUUCCAAGUGGAGAGUUGACUAACCAUUCUCUUUGGUUUUAGAAUUUACACUGUUGGCAACUCUUUCUUUUUUGGCUUUCAUAUGAAAUACUGCAAUGAUUACAUGGGAGCAUAAAACUCCUUAUUUACAGUUAUUUUCUUAGGACUUAUUUGCCAAGUAGAAUAAUAUAGUUCAAAGGUAAUGUACAUUUUAAAGGGUUUUGAAAAAAUACUGCCUAUUUGUUUUGGGGGGGGCAAGGGGAAAGGUUGCAUCAUCAGUAAUACAUUAUAGUGCCUAUUUGUGGGCCCCUGGGUGGCUUAGUUGGUUAAGUGUCUGCCUUUGGCUCGGGUCAUGAUCACGGGGUCUUGGGAUCGAGUCCUGCAUCGGGCUCCUUGCUCAGUGGGGAGCCUGCUUCUCCCUCUGCCUGCAGCACCCCCUGCUUGUGCUCUGACAGAUAAAUAAAAUCUUAAAAAAAAAAAGUGCCUGUUUGCUCUGUUUCCCUCCAAUUUAAUUCAGAUUUCAAUUUGUUAGCACUGGUCCAUUUUUUUCCAGCUGAUGGACAUUCACAAAUCCUAAUCUGUCAUUUAUUGCAUUAUCUAUCCCCACUGGUUUUGCAACCCAUUACAGAUCUGCUAAACAUGUUACAUAUUUCUCCAUCUAGGCAGUGAAUAACAUUUUUUCAUAAAAUGUUAAGAACAGAGUCCAAAGGAAGAUAGUAAAGACCAUGUUUACAUGUAUCAAUUUAUCAAUACUCUUUGGAUAUUGUUUAAAGAGCUUCACUGGCAGCUUCAUCAACAUUUUGAUUAUGACUAAUAAAAGAUACUUAGGUCACAUAACUGUAGUAUCUUAGUCUACUUUUUUCCAUCUUGUUCACAAUGAUUUAAUAGAAAACUCUGACAAAUGGAGUAUUGAGGGAUGAUUUCUCUUUGGCUUUUCCCCCUCAUGAUUCCAGGCUGUAUUUUACACAUUUUUGUGUAUCAGAGCCUAGCACAGAGCUUGCUUGAUACAUAGUACACAGAUUCUCAAUAAGUUUAUUUGAAUGAUAUGCUUAAUUUGGCAUGAAUUUAAUGAACCUCUGUUGUCCACCAUAGUUCCAAACCAUUAAUAAACAUACAUGUUCAUUUAGGAAUGGCAGAUGUUUAAUGGAAAGAGUACUUGGAAAAAAAAAGAUUUUAUUUAUUUAUUUGAGAGAGAGAGAGUGGAAGGAGCAGAGUGAGUGGGACAAGCAGACUCUGUGCUGAGGAUCCUGAGGUCAUGACCUGCGCUGAAAUCAAGAGUUGGUUGCUUAACUGACUGAGCCACCCAGGCCCCUGCCCCCGCCUCAAAGAGCACAUUUUAUAAUUAGAAGUCCCUGUAAGUUGGCUUUGCAACUUACAAGUUGGUAACUCUGUAAAUCCAGACCUUACUCAGUUUGUUCAUCUACAAAAUGGUGAUAACCCAUCUUCCUUACUUUCCUCAUAGGGUUCUUAGAAGAAUUAAAGUGUUUUUCUCUAAAGGGAAAUCUGAUCAUGUCCUUACUUGGACUUUUUAAGACCCUGUAAUAACUUUUUAUUGCCCUCAAGAAAGAGUUAAAUCCUUUAACGUGCCAGAGACUUCUGUGAUCACCAUUCUAACAAUGAAAGCUCUCUUUUGCUGCAAGGCCUUUUGCACAAGCUGUCUGCCUUGCCUGUAAAGCUAUUUUCUGCACCCUUCUAUGUUGAUUACUACUAGCAGCAAUUCUACUAAUAGCAAUAGCUAAAAUCUACUGAAUUCUUACUAGGCAUGGGACACUCUACAUAUAGUGGUUUAUAUUUUAUCAAGUAGAUACUAUUAUCUGUUUUACAGAUAAGGCACAGAGAAGUGAAGCAACUUACCCAGAGUAACACAGCUAUUAAGCCUCAGCUUACAAAUUCACAUCUGUCUGAAUUCAAAGCAGAUGUUCUCAAUUUCUACUAUUAUGGUAUCAACUUUCUCCAGAAAGUCUAACAUCUUUAACAUCCUCUAAUAGCCAAUGUGGUAAGAUUAGCACUUAAGGCACUGCUUUAUAAUUGCCUGUGUACUUUAUGCGGGGCUCUGCAACCAGAGGGAUAAACAAUCCAUUUGAACUCAGACAAGACUGCAUCUAGUUUACUUUUGUUUCUCCAGCUCCUAGCAGUUCCUGCUACACAUAAUGGGCAUUAAUAAAUAUUUGCUGAAUAAAUAAAUCUGUGAAAGUGUUUUUAAACAAGACAUAAGACAAUGUUAUUUUUGAAUUUAGUUAAGGAACAUCACCAGGCUUACCAGUUUGUGAUGUAUGGGAUCCACUUUCCCCCCUUUUUGCAGUGUAGUACACUUGCUUAUAUCCGUUCUUCUGUGAUCUCUUUUGUUUGCCACAAUUCCUUAAAUACUAUCGACAAAUAUUCCCCAUUCACAACUGCGAUACUGUCUUCUGAGAAAAUCUUUUACAGAGGAGAAAAACUAAAAUGUUAAAAUUACUUUUCCCUUCAUAGCAAGGGAAAACUUUUUUUUUUUUUUAAGUACAGCGCAGCAAAACAUUAGAGAUCUCUAAGGGAAAAACUAUCUUUUAAAAAUGAACUUCAAAUCAAGACUAGGCUGAUUGGAGAAAAGCAACCUAGCACAUUUAUAAAUGAAACGUUCUGGCGCUGCCUAGGCAGUGUUGUCCCCAGGUGGCAUCUUAUUUUUCAUAAUAUUUUACUGAAGUCUUUCAGUAAUAUAAAUAGAGAAAACAGGUGCUGCACCGAGCAGGGGGUUUGUCCAAAUCAACCUUUUUUGGCUCAGUUUUUUGAUAGAAGGCCCAGAACUUAAGGUAAUCAGUCCUGCAGCUCUUACCACCUUCAAGGAGAAGGAAAAAGAAGAUGGUGAAAAAAGAGGGAGAGGAAGUGUGGCAAACAGAUGAAACUAUACUUCAUACAGAGCAAGGGCUUGGCCUCCUUCCCAAGGUGCGGCCCCUCAAACUGACCGUUUACAUUCUGUUAAUUUUGUCUUUUCAAUGAAAAAAGGACGCCUGGUUUUAUAAGUAAGAGGAUAUACAAAAAAGGAAGGUAUUCGUCUCGUGAGAACUUCACCACCCCGAUCAGCUUCUGGGAAGGCCACCGCGAACAGCCCAUCCAACCGCCGGCCCGCUCUCGGAUGCCCCGGGGGCCGGACGCCUGGCGAGGGUUCCCCUCGCGCUCCCGCUACCCACAAGCCACCGCGCCUCGGCGCGCCUGCGCAACGGCGACGGCCCUCUCAGGAAGAGGAAAAUGGAAUAAACAACUCGGAGGAACCAGAGCGCGAGAGAGCGAGUGGAGGCAGAAUUUAAAAAUAAACCGGCCUCUUCACCCUCCCAGCCGGUUCAUCGCCGCCGCUCCCCCUUCCCUAGCCCGCGCCCUCGAAGGCCCCGUCUGGGCCCGCGCGCCCACCCCGUCGUCCCGCGCGGCCCCUUUAAGAAAAGAGAACGAGAGAGUGAGUGAGAGAGAAUCCCAACUCUCCCCCUCCCCUCCCUUCCCUCCUACCCCCUCCUCCCUCCCCUCUCCCCUCCCCCCCUCUCCCCGGGCGGCUCCGGCUCCCGCAGCGGGACAGACCCACCCGCCCAGGCUUUUAUCCGGCACCGGCAGCGUCUUCCUUCCCUCCUCGGUCUAUGGUGGCGGCGGCGGUGGCGGCUCCUCGGGCGGCAGCGGAAGACGAGGCUGCGGCGUUGCCAUGAACAGUGGCGGCGGCCUCCCGCCCCCCUCGGCCGCCGCCUCCCCUUCCUCCUCCUCGCUGGCGGCGGCAGUGGCGGUGGUGGCCCCGCCGGGGGUCGGGGGUGUCCCCGGCGGGGCGGCGGCGGGAGUGAAGCUGAAGUACUGCCGCUACUACGCUAAGGAUAAGACUUGCUUCUACGGGGAGGAGUGUCAGUUCCUGCAUGAGGACCCGGCCGCCGGAGCUGCCCCGGCCCUCGGCCUCCAUAGCAACAGCGUCCCCCUGGCUCUGGCGGGCGCGCCCGUGGCCGCCUUUCCGCCCGGAGCAGUCCCGGGCGGGGGAGCCGGGCCGCCCCCGGGGCCCAAGAAGCCGGACCUAGGGGGUCCGGGUGCAGGAGCCGCAGCCGGCGGAGGAGGCAGCAGCGGGGUACUCGAUGGACCGCGGCUGGCAAUUCCUGGAAUAGAUGGAGGUGCUUUAACUGAUACGAGUCUCACAGAUUCUUAUUUCAGCACCAGCUUUAUUGGAGUCAAUGGAUUUGGAAGCUCAGUGGAAACAAAGUAUCCCUUGAUGCAGAGAAUGACUAAUAGUAGCAGCUCCCCCAGCCUUCUAAAUGACAGUGCCAAGCCAUAUACAGGCCAUGAUCCUCUAACUUCACCUGCUUCAUCCUUGUUUAAUGAUUUUGGUGCCCUCAACAUCUCUCAGAGAAGAAAGCCAAGGAAGUAUCGCCUGGGGAUGCUGGAGGAGAGGCUAGUUCCGAUGGGAUCAAAGGCGCGAAAAGCAAAGAACCCUAUUGGCUGCCUUGCUGACAGGUGUAAAUCAGGAGUACCCAUCAAUAUGGUUUGGUGGAACAGAGUCACAGAAAACAAUUUACAGACACCAAAUCCUACUGCAAGCGAGUUUAUUCCUAAAGGAGGAUCAACCUCCAGGCUGAGUAACGUGUCCCAGUCAAAUAUGUCUGCCUUCUCUCAAGUGUUCUCUCACCCAUCCAUGGGAAGUCCUGCUGCUGCUGGAUUAGCACCAGGAAUGUCCUUGUCUGCUGGAUCUUCCCCUCUUCAUUCUCCCAAGAUCACUCCGCAUACUUCUCCUGCCCCCAGAAGAAGAAGUCACACUCCAAAUCCAGCAAAUUACAUGGUGCCUUCUAGUGCCUCUACACCUGUUAAUAAUCCUGUUUCUCAGACUCCAUCUUCUGGUCAGGUGAUCCAAAAGGAAACUGUCGGUGGGACGACUUACUUCUAUACAGACACAACCCCAGCACCUUUGACUGGAAUGGUAUUUCCAAACUAUCAUAUUUAUCCUCCAACUGCACCUCAUGUUGCUUAUAUGCAACCAAAAGCAAAUGCACCUUCCUUCUUCAUGGCUGAUGAACUCCGACAGGAGCUGAUUAACAGGCAUUUAAUAACAAUGGCCCAAAUUGAUCAAGCAGAUAUGCCAGCAGUCCCUACAGAAGUUGACAGCUACCAUAGCCUAUUCCCUCUAGAACCACUGCCACCACCCAACCGGAUACAGAAAUCAAGUAAUUUUGGAUAUAUUACAUCUUGCUACAAAGCUGUAAAUAGCAAAGAUGAUCUGCCAUAUUGCCUUCGGAGGAUACAUGGUUUUCGUCUUGUUAACACGAAGUGCAUGGUGUUGGUUGAUAUGUGGAAAAAAAUUCAGCACUCAAAUAUUGUAACCUUGCGUGAAGUAUUUACCACUAAAGCAUUUGCAGAGCCUUCUCUUGUGUUUGCAUAUGAUUUCCAUGCUGGAGGAGAGACUAUGAUGAGCAGACACUUUAAUGACCCUAAUGCUGAUGCCUAUUUCACAAAGAGAAAGUGGGGUCAACACGAUGGACCAUUGCCCAGACAGCAUGCGGGAUUAUUGCCAGAGUCUCUUAUUUGGGCAUAUAUCGUCCAACUGAGUUCUGCAUUGCGUACCAUUCAUACAGCAGGUUUGGCAUGUCGAGUUAUGGACCCAACAAAGAUUCUGAUAACUGGCAAAACAAGGUUGCGAGUAAAUUGUGUUGGAGUUUUUGAUGUUUUAACAUUUGAUAACAGUCAGAAUAAUAAUCCAUUGGCAUUAAUGGCUCAAUACCAGCAAGCAGAUCUGAUAUCAUUAGGAAAAGUUGUGUUGGCUUUGGCUUGCAACUCUUUGGCAGGAAUUCAGCGAGAGAAUUUACAGAAAGCCAUGGAACUGGUGACAAUCAACUACUCCUCUGACCUGAAGAAUCUGAUUUUGUAUUUGUUGACUGACCAAAACAGGAUGCGAAGUGUAAAUGACAUCAUGCCCAUGAUUGGUGCUCGAUUUUAUACUCAAUUGGAUGCUGCUCAAAUGAGAAAUGAUGUCAUAGAGGAAGACCUUGCAAAGGAGGUUCAAAAUGGAAGACUGUUUAGGCUUCUAGCAAAAUUGGGAACAAUCAAUGAGAGGCCGGAGUUUCAGAAGGAUCCUACCUGGUCGGAGACUGGAGACCGUUAUCUUUUGAAACUCUUUAGGGAUCAUCUUUUCCAUCAGGUGACAGAAGCAGGUGCUCCUUGGAUUGACCUCAGUCAUAUCAUUUCUUGUCUUAACAAGUUAGAUGCUGGUGUGCCAGAAAAAAUAAGCCUCAUUUCCAGAGACGAGAAGAGUGUGCUUGUGGUGACUUACAGUGACUUAAAGCGCUGCUUCGAAAACACUUUCCAAGAACUGAUUGCAGCUGCAAAUGGUCAGUUGUAGUAUUUGCUGAAAAAGCACGCAGGACAUGGCUGAGGACCUUAACCGAUAGCAAAUUGCACUACAGCUGAACUGUUCUCAUCCUCUCAUUUCACAUUUGGGAAACAAACAGGAGAUGAGCAAAGCUGCUUGCACUUCAGUCAGGUACACUGUUACUUGAAAGGAAGAAUGUUUCACCUAUCCUAGAGCUGUGGCUGCCAUUGGGGCCAUUAUCUGUGAAGAAUUUAUUUUAGAUUAAGGAGCACCAUUAGGUGAAUGGUGUUCCCGCUUUUGUUUUUUUCCACUUGUAUAUGCACUAAUUUUAAUUUUUUAAAGACUUUUUUCUGAUCUUUGAACUUUUGCCACAUUGUAUACUUAUUAAGGGAAACUAUUUGCAAGGACAUUUUUGGGAAACAAUGCUGGGCAGCAUUUUUGUCACUGAGGGUUGCUAAAUUUGCUCUUUUGGGGAUUGGUUGCCCUGAAUAACCUAAUGGACCAGGUAAAUAAUUUCACAGAAGUACAGUGUAGUGUAUAAUUCUUGUAAGCGUAUUGUAUGCAAGCUCUGUAUGCCACCCACACUGUUAGUUCAAAUGGAGAUUUUUGGGGGUUUUUUUGUUUUGUUUUUAAGAACACACAAAGAGAGAUCAGUGAAUUGUUGGAUCUGAGUUCCCCCAUCAGUAGAUGUAAUAAAUCCUUUCUGAGUGAGGAUUGGAUAAACAGGAACUUAAGGAGCACAUAGAGCUCUUUGCUCCAAAUUCAACCAGAGUUUUUUUAAAAAGGUGUUUCCCUGCUUAUCAGAUAUAUUUACAUUUAUGCAAUUUUUUUUAAUAGAAAAAGAAAUUCUGAUAAAGGCCUGAAGUUCAGGAGUAUAUUGCUUUAGAUUCUUUCCAGUUCGCUUUUUUGUAUAAAGUUCUGUUCUUUGAACCACAGCUUUAUUAUGGUACUUUACACUGGAUACAGACACAGAGACACUGUUCAGAGGAUGAACUAAACACAGCAGUGGUCUGGCAUCAAGAGCUUUCUGAAGUUUUACAGCCUGAAUCUGGAGGGAUAACAAUCUGCUGUGCCUUUGCAGUCACUGCUUAGCCCAAAGUAAUAGUACUUUUGAUAAUAACUUCACUAUGUGGGAUAUUCCUGAAUAAGUUAAUCUCAAAAGUUUGGAAUUUUCCUCCUCUUAACUUUCUUAAUAUUUGGACGUGCAGUUGUCGCCAAACUUGGGUAUUCAUGGAAUUUCUAGUUAAUGAAAUACCUAUACUUUGAUACGGAAGACUGCCAAAUACAUAGGAAUUUUCUUUCACAAAAAAACAGUAAUGAAGACUCUAUCUCCUUUCCCAGCACUGAAUGUUUUACUAGCACUGGGUGCUCACCAUGCAACUAUGAAGAAAAUGUGGAAACUCAAAAGGUCAGGAAAGACUUCCAAGCACUUGCAACUGAUGUUACGGUCUUCAAUUUUAAUAAUUACACAUAUUUGUAGUUUUCAGAGAAGUUUUUAAUAUUUCUCUGUCCACUUUUUAUAAGCUUUAAAAUGAUUUUCUCUGCCUUGAGAUUUGCAUCAAGAAAAAAACACCUCUUCUCACCUGAAAGCAUUGAAGACUAAAGACACGCUUUACACAUUUUAACAGGUGUGUUUGAGUCCACGUUUGGUAGCAUCAGUUGUUGAGUUAAAAAGAAAAUCAAUUAUUGCAUUUGAUCUGGAUGGAUUUUAAAAGAACAUAAUGUUCAAUAUUCAAAGGAUAAUUAACAUUUGCCACCAUAAUGUUCUUUUUUAUGUAAAAGGAACAAGAACUUGGAGACAUUAACAUGCAAAAGUCUUUUAUCAUUAGCUCAUGUAUUUGAGGAAGAGCAGCUGUCUUUUUAUAUGUUUUUUGACAAAUCAUAUUGUAAUUCUUUUGUACAAAAAAGAACUACUUGUAUUCUAGAAGAAAUAUGAAAUGCUUAAUUUAUAAGCGGGCUGGAGAUUUUUUCCAAUAUUGUUUUCUUUGAAAAUGAAAGGGGAUCAUCUAUUUUAGUUUUGGGGUCUGGGAACUUUUUGAAAAUUUAAUUUGUGGACCAAUGUUUUGUGAAAGUUAAGGAAGGGCAGGGGUAAAAUAGGGCUUGAAUUUCUCAUCCUGUAUAGACCAGCAAACUUCCCUCUGCAAGGCAGGUUCAAAUCACAAACCCAAGAAUGUUUGCAUCCUAAGUGCUAGUUUGCUUCAGCCCCUAGUAACCUCAGGACUUGGUUUGAAUAUAAAGGUAGACAGCUGAUAUGUUUUCAUGAGUAAAUAUUGUCGGCCAGACAACAGUUGGUGUCAGGUAAUACGUAUUUUUUUUAAGCCUUGUUUUAUAUUUAUUUUUCAUUUAGUUUUUAUUGGGAAUGGUUUUCAGUAGAACUCUUAGUUCUGCUUAGGUGUUUUUUGGGGGAUCCCUCUUUUCCAUAGUGUAAUUCCAUUUAAGAGGUUGUCUAAAAGUUAGUCUUUUUAAGUCAUAGGAAGAUUUUAAUAUCUGAGAGUAGUCAAAUUAAGGAUAUAAACUUCCCAUACCUUCUGUCAUGACAGAUCAAAGCACAGAAAGGACAACCCUUGAAAUCAUGUAACGUUGGUCAUUUCAAGUUUUUGUACCUAUUUUAAAUUCUGUUAGUGUAUUUACUUCAUUGUAAAUAUUUUUGAGGGUACCUUUGUAUUUUGCUUUUGACCUUGGUUCUGUGGUUUGGAUGUCAACAACUUCCCUAAAAGCACCAGUAUGUUAAGUUCUGAUGUCAUGAUCCCAAUAUGGGUUAUUCAUCUUUAAUCCUGUUUUCAGUCUCUAUGUGUACAGCCGUAUUUUUAAUAAAGAAUUACAGAGAA